This is a messenger RNA of Rhipicephalus sanguineus (brown dog tick), 1270 nucleotides long. RefSeq names its product sodium- and chloride-dependent GABA transporter 2-like. Gene Ontology annotation, cellular component: membrane. Gene Ontology annotation, biological process: sodium ion transmembrane transport. The transcript is spliced from 7 exons. The coding region runs from base 1 to 1209 and encodes 402 amino acids. Lineage: Eukaryota; Metazoa; Arthropoda; Arachnida; Ixodida; Ixodidae. The record is from RefSeq and is a predicted model, not a curated record.
AUGGCCAUGACCGUCACCUGGGCCCUAGUGUUCGUCAUCAUCUGCGUGGGACUGCGUUCGCUAAAGAAGUUCUCGACCCUGAUGCUGGCCAUGCGGCUGACGCUGCUGGCGGCGUUGUGCGUGGCCUCGUCAACGCUCAGUGGAGCCGGACAUGGCGUGCUCGCGCUACUACGUCCCGACUUCUCCAAGGCCUACGCGGAAAAGACGUGGGUGUCGGCGUCGCAGCACAUGUUCCACAGCGUCGGCCUCUCCGUGGGCACGGUCACCUUCUUCGGGAGCCACAAUCAGUUCGACUGGCCUAUUCUCGGAACGGCCGUCAGAAUCGUCAUGGCGGACUUUUUGUUCGGCCUGUUCGCCGCCUGCGCCGUGUUCAGCAUCUACGGGCACCUGACCGAUGCGUUCCCUGUGGAGAUCAUCGAUGUCGCAUCCUCGGGAAUGAACUACGCGUUUGUGACCUUCCCCGAGUGCGCCGAGUCUCUGCCGUGGUCACGACUGUGGAUGUCCGCCUUCUACGUCCUGAUGGCCGUCGGCGCUCUGGGUGGCGCGGUGAGUUACAGAGCCGUGUUUUGGUCAUGCCCCACCCGCCUCAUGAGUCUGGCCUCCCUGGUGGCCAGAGCGAGCUCGUUGCACAGUGCGGCGCCAGGGUCCGAGUGGGCCAACCCGGUCAUCAUGUUCGUUUUCGGCACGGUCAUUGUGAUCGUCGGAGCAUUCGUGCUGCACGCCCUGGCCGAGAAUAAAUACGACCUGUACGCAGCCAUGGAGCCUGAGCCGGGCUACGGUCCCAAGGACCCCGACCAGCAGGCGCGGUACGUCGCCUUCAUGGCUGAAAGGAACGCCCUGUCGGCCGGUCGACAUCAUCUGUCGUCCUCAUCGAAGGCCAGCUCCGCGAGGCCCUCCAUGGUCCUCGAGAACACGAACGAGGAGAACCUCGGCGCUCAACACACCGAGGUUACCGAAUCCGCGCUCACGUUCGACGAGAAGAAGUCGUCCGACGUGAUCGCCAAAUUGGAAAGGGUGAAUGCCGCAUCUGCCGCCUUGACGUUGGCGACAACCACCACAGGUCCCACCGCCACGACGGCCGACACUCCUCGGGCCACGACGACGGCGACCAAUACGGCCGCUGAACCCACCACGGUGGCGACGCUCGGCGAUGGGAAGGACUCGAGCACCCCGAAUACGCCGGACCACGUAGAUAAAGCUAGCAAAUGAUAAGGAGUGCCGAAGUUGUAGCUCCUCUGAUUCUUGUUCUGUACGGCGAUUACGUUUCUUU